AUUUUUUUAGCUCUACAUGUAGUCUCCAUAUAAACGAAUAUGCAGUGAUGUCUAGUUCUAUGGAUAUUGUCCAGGAGUUUUCCAGUCAUUCAGGGUGUACUUUUAUUAAGCAAGUAACAAGUGUGUAUUACCUGAUAACUUGCCCAGAAAGCAAUGACAAAAUGAAUAUCGAAGAGAUUGCUGACCAGUUUAAGGAUAAGAUAAAAAGUAUAGAGUAUCAGGAUCUUCAUAAAAAUUAUCCGCGGACUGCUGAUCCCAUGUGGAAAGACAUGUGGAAUUUGAAGAAUGAAACCCAGCCUUCCAUGAAUGUUUUAGAAGCCUGGAAUAGAGGAUAUAAUGGCUCGGGUGUAAAUAUUGCGGUUAUCGAUGACGGGAUACAAAUGGAUCAUCCUGAUUUACAAAGAAAUAUCGAUGUUGUAAACAGCUAUGAUUAUAUUGGAAACGAUACGGAUCCCUUUCCAGCAAACAUAUCUGAUGAUCAUGGAACAAAAGUUGCUGGCAUAGUAGCGGCAGAAGCAAACAAUGAUGAAUGCAUAGUGGGAAUCGCCUUUAAUUCUACAAUCAUUGGAAUUAGGCUGUUAGGAGAUGAUGGAGUUACAGAUGUUACAGAGGCGUUAGCAUUGACUCAUAACAUGCAGGAUGUAGAUAUAUACGUCAACGCUUGGGGGCCUGCAGACCGAUAUGGUUACAGUACACCAGGUUCAGUCACUUAUUCUGCCUUUCUGGAUGGUGUCAGCUCUGGAAGGAAUGGAAAGGGAAAUAUAUUCCUUUGGGCAGCAGGGAAUGGCGGCAUAAGUGACAACUGCAACGCUGAUGGUUAUGUAAAUCAAAUAUUUACAAUUCCUAUUACAAGUGUUGGAGCUGACGGUGAUGCGGCUUCUUACUCUGAAGUGUGUGCCCCUGUGUUUGCCGCAACGUAUUCCGGGACCACACAAGAAUAUAAUUUGACGUCUACCACUACAGAAUCCAAGUGUGUUGAUGGAUUAAUAGGAACGUCAUUCUCUGUUCCACAAGCUGCUGGAAUAAUUGCCUUGGUGAUUCAAGCAAAUCCAUCUUUGACUUGGAGAGACAUGCAACAUCUUAUCGCGGAGACAAGCAAGAAACACAAUUUACAAAACCUACAAGGCGGAUAUUCCUCUUGGCAGAGAAACGGAGCUGGGUAUAACGUGAGUCAGAUUUUGGGCUUUGGCUUAAUGGAUGCAGAUGCUAUGGUAGCAAAAGCAAAGACCUGGGUGUCAGUUCCAGAGCAGAUUAUAUGCGCCACUGGAAAAUUCUCUAUUGAAAGAAGCACGGGACUUUCUUCUGGCGUUUUAAGCAAAAAGGAAAUCACGACACAAAAUUGUGCGAUAAACACCAUUGAACACGUCGAGGUCUUUGCCAAUUUUACAUAUUCCAGUAAUAGGGGUGAUGUACUCCUGUACCUAGACUCGCCUGCAGGGACUCGAUCCCAUUUAAUGACCCAUCGACCAGCUGAUUCAGCUAAAUACCCAUCUGCUGGUUCAUUGAGAUGGUAUUAUUCAUCGGUGCAUUUCUGGGGAGAGACAGUUGAUGGGACGUGGAUAUUAAGUAUUGACUCAAACAAUCGUUCUUCUGUUCAAGUGACUUUACACAGUUGGCGUUUAUACUUUUAUGGAUUCUAUAAAGAUAACUCAGGAGGCACGACAUCGACUACAGAGACAAGCACUAGUGUGGAUAAGGAGUCAAAAACCAGUUUGAAUACCAUAACAAUAGCAGUAAUAGCUACAGUAGGCGCUCUGGCUAUUAUAAUUAUCUUUUUCGUUCUUGUACGAAAAUACUGCUCAGAUAGAUCCACUCCAAUGGGAGGUCGAGUAGCACCGAUAACAGCGUGAUACAAGAUACUGUCACAGCUGUUAGUGUAUGAACAAAAAAUCAGGUUUAUUUCAGAAGUUACAGUGUACUCGUUGGAUUAUUAUCUUUGAUCUAUUAUAAGGAACCGAUAUUCUCUAAUCUUGCUUUAAAUUAAAACUCAUGUAUAUUCUGUCAUUUUCUUACAUAGGAUAUUGAUAUCUGAUUGUGGUUGACAAAUUACCAAAUAAUUAGAUCAUAAUACAUGUUAAAUAUAUUUUAUUCAACCACAGUACAGCAUUAAGUAUGAACUGUAUCUAAUUUUUUCUUUUACUUUUAUUAUGUUUCUAAAAUAGG
Saccostrea echinata is the source of this 2163-nucleotide messenger RNA. RefSeq names its product furin-like protease kpc-1. Gene Ontology annotation, molecular function: serine-type endopeptidase activity. Gene Ontology annotation, cellular component: trans-Golgi network; Golgi membrane. Gene Ontology annotation, biological process: protein processing. The record is from RefSeq and is a predicted model, not a curated record. The coding region runs from base 48 to 1850 and encodes 600 amino acids. The transcript has 14 exons. NCBI's taxonomy places the organism in Eukaryota, Metazoa, Mollusca, Bivalvia, Ostreida, Ostreidae.